CUCAACCUUAAGGCGAGUAGCAGCGACCAAUCACCAUGCCAUUACAGGCUUCAGAGGAAGCUGUUUAUGUGACUCCAGCGCUAAUUAGGCUCAUGAACUAACAAAUCGCUUGCACAACUGGUGAGGAACCGAUCACAUCCAUGGAUUGUCUGGCGCAGUUGACCACCUUUAUGGCUAUUUGUUGAUUUGUUGUUACUUUGGCUUCUAUUCUUGCUGCACUCUUCGUUCCAAAGUUAUUUAUGCUGACAAACUUUCUCGGUGUGGAGUAGUAACCUAUUUUUUUACGAAGUACGCCUGCACCUCUUAAACUCUAAGCUGGGGAAUCUUGACUAUCAAACCAUGUUUCAACCUACACCGAAGAGGUGUUUUACUAUAGAAUCGUUGGUAGCGAAGGAUAAUCCUCUACCAGUGUCGAGGUCUGAGGAGCCCAUACGACCAGCAGCUCUGAGCUAUGCAAACUCCAGCCAGAUGAAUCCAUUUCUGAACGGGUUUCAUUCCAGCGGCAGGGGCGUCUACUCUAAUCCGGACUUGGUGUUCGCUGAGGCGGUCUCACAUCAGAACAACUCCGGUGUCCCAGUUCAUUCGGUACCACCUCCACACGCGUUGGCUCACCCACUUUCAUCCUCACACAGUCCGCACCAUCUUUUUGCCAGCCAGCAAAGGGACCCCUCAACUUUUUACCCAUGGCUAAUACAUAGAUAUAGGUACUUGGGUCACAGAUUCCAAGGUAACGAAACAAGCCCGGAGAGCUUCCUUUUGCACAAUGCACUGGCCAGAAAGCCCAAAAGAAUUCGGACAGCUUUUUCCCCUUCCCAACUUCUGCGGCUUGAGCACGCAUUUGAAAAAAACCAUUACGUCGUAGGUGCCGAACGAAAACAGCUUGCGCACACCCUUAGCCUCACAGAAACUCAGGUAAAAGUGUGGUUUCAGAACCGAAGAACCAAGUUCAAGCGUCAAAAGUUGGAGGAGGAGGGUUCAGAUUCGCAACAGAAGAAGAAGGGGACCCAUCACAUAAACCGAUGGAGACUCGCAACUAAACAAGGAUCGGGAAGCCCGGAGGAAAUUGAUGUAACUUCAGACGAUUAAAAUACGAAAUUGUUUGAACCUGGGACAGCCGUGUGGCGUGAAGGAUGACAUGGCUAAGGAUGCUGUGUACAGAGAGACAGAGAGAGGGUAAAGCCAAUGUCACAUUUCGAUUCUUCGGAGAUCGGCAGCUGAGGGUGAGAGAUCCGAUUGGUGGCACUGCUGUCACUACCAUGGGUCUGUCAAACCAUAUCAAAUUGCCCAGGCAAAAGUGAUUGACAGUAUCGCAGUCCACCUACCUGACCACCUUCCACGCAUCAACCCACCACUACAAUCUCCCACGAACCACCCAAAAAUUAAUCUCCAAUUCACAUUGGACAUUUGCACUUCUGAAAGUUUCUAAAUAUGAACGUUUCCACUCAAGAUACCAAAAUCCACAACUGUUUUUGUAAAACUUAAAUUGCAUGGUAGACUUUCUGGUAGUUGUUUUAAUUUGAUAAUUUUCUCAAAAACAACUUUGUUUUAACUCUAUUUUCAAUCUCAGAGAUGUUGUGCUUCUUCCUUUUUACAAAGUGUGCAGUCUUUUAAUUAAUGAUUAUCGUGUUAAAGUGAUUGUGAGAACAGUAUGAAGUAGCAGUGCUGCGUUAUAGUGUUUUUAAAGAAAAUGUAUUUCGAAAACUUUAUAAAAGUUUAUCAAACCACAGAUAAAGUACUUAAAGGGAAAGUAUCCAGGACAUUCCUUAAACCUAAAGCUUUACCAUGUCUCCGUUAUUCUGUCACGAGCAUAUUGUCAGGAUUUGACCCUUCCGUGAGAGUUGCCACAAAGGACUAAUGCAAGAAUUGACUGCCGUAGAGGCGAGAAAACGUCAAGCACUGAGCGUAUCCAUGUACAGAGAUACUAAAAGUUAAUGUUUCUGUUAAACCCUCUUUUAUCAGAAUGUAAAUAAUGUUGUGUUUGUGUUAAGUUUGCUACAAUUUUAACACAAAGUAUACUUCCAAGAAGUAUGUAAUUGUUAAUAUUUUGUCAAUAAAGUUUUAUCAAUAUGUUGCGCGCGGAGUAAAAUUAGGGUUUUGAUUUUAGAUCAACUUUCAUAUAUUGACAUUUUAUAAAGAGACCUGUUACGCUCUUCAAUUCAAGCGUGUAUUAUUUAACACUUUUUAUAGGCUAUUGGCUGCCACCAAUCACCCGCUUCAUAUAUCUUGAUUUUCGUCAAACCAGUCUCACAAUUAGCCUAUAUUUGAGAUAGGCCUAUGACUAAUUUUAGAAGAAAUCCAGACAAUGUGGCUUGUUAAAAUGAAUUUAUAAAAUCCAAAAUAAUUUGUCUGUGGCAAGUGCAUGGUUGUUUUUUCCGGUCGUUCAUUUGCUCCUCAGUCUGAUAGACUGCAUUAAUCCGUUUUUAUUUAGAGGGGCAGCGUCUGGUCUGUUCAGGCUACAAAGAGUCCUACGAGCUUUUGUGAAAGUGCAAAUCAGUUUAGGCAAUUAUCAUGCGAGUAAUAUGAGGGGGAAAGGGGAUGCAUUGCCCAGUGGUCCACUUUAAUCUCUUAAUCCGUGGAUCCAAGGGGGCUUGGUUGGACAUAAUUUAGUACAAUCUGACUACCCCUCACGAAGCGAUAAGGGAAGGUUGCAAUGUGCAGCAAAAUGAGAUCUUUGUUUAAAAUCUUGUCUCCGACAGCCAUGAGUAGGAUAUGCGUACACGCGUUCUUCCCACAAAUUGAUCACAAACAAAACAGCGUCAACGCAUGUAUACGCUUUUCCCAUUAGAUGUUUUAGCCUAUUACGCUUGUACGGCAAAAAUACAUUAUAUAUAUUUUUUGGUUGUUUUUACAUCUAAGAGCUUAAUAGAACAACGUCUCUUUUUUUUACAAGUGACUCAAACAUAACAUUUGAUUAUUUAUUUAUUCAGGGAAAACCCAUUGACACCAAUGUCUCAUUCACAAGGGUGCCCUGGUCACAGUAACACACUUAAAUACAACAUGGAAACAAAACAGCCAUCGAUACAAUGUAAAAGAAAAGAAAAAAAUACAGCACAACACAAUUUAAGAAAAACGGUUAUAUUCCUCAACUACAAAAUGUUAUAUUCCUCAACUACUAAAUCCUCAGUCAAUCAUUUAAAUUGCCAUAGCCGCACUAGAACAUCCUAUUGUAAUACGUUUUGUGAAUUGUUUGAGUAGUGAGGUGCAUUAAAAGUAAGAAAGGAUUUACCUAAUUCGGUGGAGAUCCGAGGAACCUCAAGAGUUAACCAACUCUGUGAAAGGGUUUGGUAUCUCGUGUUUUUAUGCUUCAACAACGAAGUUAGGUAAGUCGGAAAGCUUGGGUAGUAGAGUUGUGUAAACAGAAAGGGAAUAUUGAAGUGACCUCCAGGACUUUAAUGGGGACCAGCUAACCUUUUAAUACAUGAUGCAGUGAUGCAGCGUAUUAAAACCGCAACCUGUGAUAAAUCGAAGGGUUUUGGUAGACAGCAUCCAACGGUUUAAGAGUAGUGGCUGCUGCAUUCUGGUAACUGGUGUCACCAUAGUCAAGAACUGUCAGGAAAGUUGACUACAAUAUGCUUCCGGCUGUUUAGAGAGAGGCGUUUAAACUAGCUCAUCAGCAUGUUUUUUUAUAUAUUUUUUUUAUCCUUGCCAAUCCAAAUGCCCAGAUAUUUAUAGGAACCCGAUCAAUGGGUGAACCAUUAAAUGAAUGAAUGCACAUGGGAAAAAUGCACAUCAAAUUGUUUUAAAUGUUGCAAAAUUAAACUGUAUUAUAUUUACA
Molecule: messenger RNA, 3775 nt
Organism: Oncorhynchus nerka (sockeye salmon)
Lineage: Eukaryota; Metazoa; Chordata; Actinopteri; Salmoniformes; Salmonidae
Product: homeobox protein EMX2-like
Exons: 3
Coding region: 340-1086 (248 amino acids)
Biological process (GO): central nervous system development; regulation of transcription by RNA polymerase II; neuron differentiation
Cellular component (GO): nucleus
Molecular function (GO): DNA-binding transcription factor activity, RNA polymerase II-specific; RNA polymerase II cis-regulatory region sequence-specific DNA binding
Source: RefSeq, a predicted model, not a curated record